Molecule: messenger RNA, 6736 nt
Organism: Neoarius graeffei (lesser salmon catfish)
Lineage: Eukaryota; Metazoa; Chordata; Actinopteri; Siluriformes; Ariidae
Gene: qser1
Product: glutamine and serine rich 1
Exons: 13
Coding region: 236-5449 (1737 amino acids)
Source: RefSeq, a predicted model, not a curated record
AAUGGGAAUGGGGAGCACCGCCGCCGCCGCGCACAUCUGAGUAGGUUUUUUUUUUUUUUUUAAUUUUGGAGAGUUUAUUACAUACGCUGAUCAUCACACACACAGCUUUGCCAUCUCCCACGAAACUCCAGCACCGCGGAUCGCCACGGAGCCCGGCGCAUUUUCUAUUAAAAUGUGAUCGCGUUGUGUUUACUCUGUGGGGAAACGGCGUGAGUCCCGAGCCCGUCGCGGGAGGAUGGACGGACGCUACCUGGGUUCGGGCUUCGCGGAGCGGCGGGCCACAUCAGGCGAGACCGCGGAUUGGGCCUACAGCAACCCGGCUAGCUCCAGUUAUGGUGCGACUCACAUCAACACCGAGCUUCCCCAACGGCAAUCCUAUGCCUCAAGUCAUGCACUCUCUACCUACACCACCUCUCAUCACCCCACAGGUGUGUCUGGUGUCUUUGAUACCAGUCUGCACACCACCGGAGGCAGCACUACUGAAUCAUCAGUCAUGAAUUUCCUCUCUUCCAUUGAAUCCCGAGGCCUUCAGGCUGGACCUGCAGCCACAUCUCUACUUCCCCAGUUCAGGACUUCACCAUGGCAGACUGGCACAAAUUCUUCAACAGAGCGCUUUCUUACUGGAGCUCUCCCGUCUUCUGGAACGUUUCCUACCCUGUCAGCUCUUUCUUCCUACCAGCACCCCAGCACCUUUCCCACUCGGAGUUUUGCCAGCACAUCAGCACUAACUGUUCAGCACAAUACGUUUAGCCCAUCAAAUGGCCUGCUUUCACCUAAUGACCCUAUACUUCAAAUCAAAUCUUCUCAAACCACUGUGCCAACAGCUUUUGCCUUUGACCGCCUGAGUGGUGCUUCCCUGGGUGCUAGCCUCCCAAUCCAGUCAUCCACAUAUCGUUCAGCCCAGGAGUCUGCGCCACAUCUCCUGCAACCACAGUUCAGCCUUCUAUCCUCUCCUUUAAGUAACACUCAGCAGGCUAUCCCACCUUAUGGAGCCCCAGUUUUCUCCAGCUCCAUCGAGCGAGCACUUCAGCGUGAAUGUAGUGUCAUCAAGCACCACCAACGGCCUUCCAGCACCCAGCCAGUCCAGCAGCAGCUGUCUGUCAGUGCACAACACUCUUUGCAUGAUUACCUACCUGAUGAUGCUGAUGUCUCCUACCAGGAUCCUUCUCGACAUACGCCUGUUCCAAAUAGCCCCAAUGGAAUUCCCAGUCAGGCCGCUCAACAGAAGACAGCCACAGUGGAGCUACAGCAAACACAGACACAUUCCUCAUCUGUGCCCUCUUCAGGGUUUUCCUCCACAUGUGGAGGGAAAACCAAGGAUGAGUCUAACAAAACAGCAGAGCAUCAUGGAGAGGGCUCAGAGUUGCAUGAUCAGGCAGCCUCAUCACCCAUGCAGCAACUUAGGUAUACUUCCACAGCACAAAAACAGAGCUCUGCGAUUUCUAGCCAGUCACAUUCAUACACAUCAGCACAGCUUUCCAGUUUGAUGUCCAUAAGCCCUUCACAGACAUACAUUACAUCUCAAAGUCUCAUGAGCAACCUCAGUGAACCACAGGCCUUCUCUCCCAAUCAGCCUGAGAAACUACCUUCUAUAUAUAAAACCUUGCCAUCAUUGGCUACUCAGUCAGAAAACGAGACAUCUGUUAGCCACUCUCUUAUGUACGCUUCUGGCCAAAAGCACAUAAUGUCUUCAGCAGCAAACAGAGAGGAGUACGAUGAGCAGGCACAAAGACUUUGUAUGAGCAAUGCCUCUCACAAUUAUCCUUCCAGUCACUCUCAGAAUCUUUCUACUGUUGUUUAUUAUGCCCAGGGACCAGAAUCUGUUAGUCCCUCUCAGAGCUAUGCAUCAGGUCAGUCUCUCACACCAAGUCCUCCCUUCUCUUCGUCCUAUGCGCACAGUUUACCAUCCAGUAAUUCUACCCAGGAUUACCCCCUAAUGCAGCCAUCUCCAAGCAAGACAGAUGGUAUAUUAUUGCAGCAGACCCAGAAAUACUUGCUGCCUGAUCAGUCAACAUCUUCCACUGCCACUUAUACACAAGCCAUCCAGAAUAACCAGUCCUCAGUGGAACAAAACCCAGCCUAUGGCAAAAGGAAGGAAGAACAGAGUCUGUUCCUUACCCCCAAAGAAAAUUGUGGAGAGCUUCCUAUUCAAGAUGUGCAGGCAUUACAACAGCCUUCAAUAAGUAGUUCUACUCAGACUGUGACAAACGGUGAUGUUGGGGUACAAAGCAAUGUUGUAUAUGUUGUUUCAAAAAUGGAAGACAGACAUGCACAUAGCGUGAUCCGAAGCAACUCUCGAUCCGAAGAUCAGCUAAUAGGUCUUACACCAAUGUCAUCCAUCAAGGAUGAGAGAAUGAGUACUUUGGCUAGUCAGUUGGUAAGCACUGCCCAUUCUCAAGUAACCUCUGGCACAAAAAAUAACUCUGCAUUAAUGCAGUCAUCACAUAUGGCCUUGAGCCAUCAGCUGAAAGAACAUCCUGUGCUUCUCAAAGUUCCCAGUGCUCAGCAAGAAGACCAGCAAAGUCAGAGUAACCGAGGAGAUCAGAGGCAAUUGUCACAGGAACAAGCGCAGUUUGUUCAGCUACCCAGUGCCCAAGUUCUCCUGGAGCCUUCACAGAUGAUCCUUCUUCAGCAACCUUUGCUCCACGCAGGGCCAAAUCAGUCCAAGCCAAUCCAAAUGCAGCCAGUUUCAGUUCAGUUCCUGCAAAUGAAUAAUGAAAUCCUGAAUUCCACAGUCAGUGCAGUUGAGAUUCCUCAGCUUCACCAAACUGUGGAGUCCACAAAGCAACACCUGGUACAAAAAGACAGUUUCAACAGUGCAACAAAUCAGCAUGAUAACAAACAGCACUUUGCCUUAAGUUCUAUCUGCUUCCCCGAUUCCAUGCUGAUGGCAGAUGAGAGGAAUAUUCUGUCCAAUGUGGAUGACAUCCUGGCUGCCACAGCAGCUGCCUGUGGAGUCACACCACAGGACUUUAAAACCUCAUCCUCUGAAGGGGACUUGGCAUCGAUAUCCAGCCCUUCAGACUCCAAGUGCCACUUUGAGUUAGUUAAUAACAAGCAUGAAGCUAAUAGCUUCUCUUCACAGCACAUGAUCUCAAACACACAGGCCAUUACUUUAUCUGUAAAUGGUGGUCAGCUGACAGCAGACAUCCAUAAAGAAAUUGAUGGACACCAAGCAUUUACACCACCAAACUCUCACAUACAGCAAAAUAACUCUAAGCAUGAAAUAUCUGAGAAAGUAACAAAUCAUCACAAGAAAAAUGAGGUAUUACCCAAGGGACUUGCUAGCAAUGAUUCUUCUCUGAAUUCUAAUGGAGGUACUGUAAAUACCUUUACCAACAACCACGCAGACUUUAAUCUAACCUCACAGGAAUAUAACCCCACUAGGUUUGAGAAAACAGACAUCAUAUUAAAAAAUAAGAAUCAGCCCAAAGUAAUGAAGAGUGUUAAGAUGGAGGAAAAGUUUGCAGAAGGUUCCUCUGAUGGUCUUCCUAAGAAGCGAGUCAGGUCAAAAGGCUCUUCCAAGGAAGCUAACGAAGCUGAAAAUGAUCAACCUAAAUCUCAAAAAAGAAGCGGCCAAGUAAAGCGACAGAACUCCAAAGGAAGUGAGACAAGUUCUUCCUCUACCUCUGAGGGCUGUCUUGAUAGCUACCAGCAACAGGAAAGAAUACGGCAAAAAAUAAGAGAGGUAGAAGAAAAACAGCCAGAAGUUAAAACUGGGUUCAUUGGAUCAUUCCUGGACUUUCUUAAAUCUGGACCCAAGCAGCAAUUCUCCUGUCCACCCAUACGGUCUCCCAACCGAACAAGAAAGUCUUCACUUCCCAAAAGACCUUUUAAUCAAUUGCCAGUGCCCCCUAAACCCAUACCCCCAUCAACUCCAAUGGUUUCACCAGACAUCAAUACUGUUAGCUCUACUAAGAGACUGGAUGAGGAGCUUCAGAAGAACUUGGAGACACUUCCAUCUUUCUCCUCAGACGAGGAUGAAUUGGUUGGUAAAAACCAAGACCUUCAAAAAAGCAUUAGUUCUGCACUCUCCUCUCUAGACGAGCCCACAGACAAGCAACAAUCAGACAGCAAAAGUUCAGGUGGCAGCACAAGUCAAGAGCAGUCACCUAGUGUCCAGUCUUCAGAUACAAAGGUAAAUGAGCAGCAGAAGCCUGGGCUAAAUGAAGUGUCAGUGGAGGAACUGGUGAAGAACAUACCUCCAAACAAACUUGCGGUAUGCCUGACCACUGUAGCUAUUGAAGGCCUCACGGAUGAGGAACUGUCGGACAGUGGGGAGGAGGGCAUGUACCGAGAACGUGAUGAGUUUGUGGUGAAAAAUGAGGACAUAGAAAGCCUGCAGGUCAUGCUGAAGGCAGGAAUAGAACCUCCAGCCAUUUGGAAGGUGCAAAAGGCCUUGCUGCAGAAAUUCAUACCUGAGCUGAGAGAUGGAAAAAGAGUGUUUUCAGCUACCAACAGUUAUCUGGGUUACUUUGGAGAUGCUAAGACCAUGUACCGGAGAGUCUACGUCAAGUUUCUCGACACUGUGAACAAGCGGGAGUAUGUGCGAGUCUGCAACAGAAAACCAAGGUGCAAGCCCAUGCAUUCCAUGAGAGGCUCUCAGAAGGCUUUGCUGGCCCAGAGAGCUGCCACACCAGCCGUGUCUGACUCCUCCACUCUGAAAUCCAGCACAAAGCAAAGCCUGUCCAAACCUAAGCCAAAGCAGCCAAAAGCCAAGGCUGAACCUCCACCAAAAAAGAGGAAGAAAUGGAAGGAAGAGUUCACAGACUCAACACACUUGGCUUCUCCAGAAGCUACAGGUGAAGAUGAUGAGUUUACACCUCCGGUCCCGUUUGCCUCCCGCUUCCUCAACACCAGGACAAUGAAGGAAACCUUCAAGAGUUUUGUGGAGCUCCUGAUCAGCGUUGCUCUGGAUGCUGAUGUCAUGAUCACACUGGAGAGAGAGAAUGAUGAACUUCUGCUGCCUCAUAUGAAGAGAGUGGAUGGCAUGAUCACAGACAACAGGAGGAGGCUGCUGCCCAAACUGCGAGUGGGUCAGGUGUUCAAAAAUGCGUUAGACAGCUUUCCCGAGUUGUCAGUGGUGACGGAGCUGAAAACAGACGGAGAGACCCCCACUUUUAAAGUCAGACUGAGUGGGAAGGCGUACAACAGGAAGACCAUGAAACCUGCAAAAUCCUCCAUUAAACUUCCCUUGGAGUACACAGUGGAGCAGCAGAAAACUCAUUGGUUUUCUCUCUAUCAUUCACUGCAGCACUACAAGUAUCACACUUAUCUGAUGUGUAUGGAAGAGAUUACACUGUUGCGCUCACGUGGCAUGGAUCUCGGACAGGAGGAGACUGUGCAGACGUGCAUGGGGAACCGAGCAUGGGUGGAGGGCCUGUUUGACCGAUUCGGAGAACUGCUCACACAGGUGCAGCAGGCCUGCCUUAACCAGACAGAACAGUAGGACAACAAGUGAAUGCAGUUCAUGAGCACUAACUGACAAGAUGGAUAUGGAGACGCACCAGAAACCUGAGAAUCAUGUGAAAACACUGCAAAUACGAUUAAUCAUGAGGAGAGCCACUAAAACAGAGCCGGAGAACCAUCUGAAGACGGAAAGCUCGAAACUAUGUACAGACUUGACAGACAUGAAGAUGCAGGAAAUGGAGAUUCUCAAGAAAUGCUGAACCAUGAAAAGAUGGGAAAACCCUGAGAGGGUGAAGAACCGUGAGGAUAGCUAUUAGAUGAUGGAGAAGGUGGUGGAGAAUCACAAGAUGAUGGAGAACCAGAAACAAACAAAAGGAAGCAUUAAACAAAACAUUUUACACUAUUAGAAUAUGAAAAGAAAUAAAUGUGAAAAAAAAAACAUUGAACCAUGAAAAGGCUGUAAGAUAAUGGAGAACUGAAGCCAAGAAGAUUUAGACCCACAAGAAAAAUUGGGAAUGAUUUUUAUUGAAAAAAAAAAAAUGUAUACAAAGACCAGCAGCAGAACCUCGGUGUCUGUUCUUGGAACCACAGAGACAAUGGAUUUUAAUCAUGUUCUUUUUAAAAAUCAUGUUUUACGUUUUUUAUUAUGAUCUAUUUGGCAAAACUGGACACAGAUGACACAACAGCUGGCUAAUUUUCAUUCUCUGAUGGUUAACGAAUGUGUGGUACAGGGUGAUCUACCUUGAGUUUUUGGAACACUAAUUUUAAAAAGAACAUUUGUAUUUGGAGAAAGAGGGGUGCUAAUGAUUGUAUAAAUAUAUAAAUAUAUAGAUAUAUAUGUAAAAACUUUCUAUAUGACAGUGUACAUUUUGUAAAGAGAGCUCUUUGGAUGGAUUUGACUCUGUGCUUUUAAACUCCUUUUAUAUAACAGAGGUUAUAAAGACGGAGUUGGUGCAAUUCAAAUGCAUCUUUUGUGAUAAUGUUGUAAUAAACAACAUUGGAACUAUUUUCUUGCAAGAAGCUAUAUUUUAUAGUCUCUCAAAACCCUUUAUCAUAAACAGAAAUGUAUUUUUCCACAAAGGAAAUGUUGUUUCCUGAUCAUCUUUGUGGUACACUCUGUUUUAUGAAAGAGAUGCCGGGUGUGUUUAUAUGGCAAAUUUCUAUCCGUGAAGGUGCGACUUAAGAUCACUUCUUUACUGUAGAAUAUUACAAAUUUGCCAGUUUUGCACAGAUUACAAUGCUUUUGCUUUUCAAGUGUAGCUGUGAUACAACAUGCGAGUUUUGUUUUGUUUUUUGAUAUGCGAAAAAUAAAUUUCCUACCAUUGAA